AAGAAUUGUAUAGAGAAUAUAGUUUUAUAUUGGAGAAACCAUUACAAUUGUAUUAUAGAUUGAUAUCAGAUGUGAUAUAACUUUCAUAAGCUUUGCUCACCAUCUAAUAUUACUACACAAAAUAUCUCAGACUAUAGACCAUGCCAAUCUUUAAAGUUUGGAAUACCACACGUACUUUAAAGAAAGCCGUUGCGGCAUCAUCAUUAAAUGAUUUGAAGGAGAAAGGUGCCCAGAAGCUUGUCCUCCCACCAUGCAGCCACAUCAUCGACCUGACAGUAGUGUUGGAAGAAGAUGGGACUGUGAUUGACGAAGAUGAAAUUCUUCUCUCACCUGAGCUGAGUGGUUCCACCCUGCUUCUCCUAUUGCCCCAUGAGACUUGGACAGCAGCACCAAAGAUGCCAUCCACGCCUACCCAGAGUGCACUACAGACACUGCCAGAGUCACUGCCUACCACUAGCACAGCCACAGCUAGACAAGAAUGCCCCAAUACAUCAAGAACACCAAAAACACUAAUUGAUGCAGGCUCUCCAAGUGAUUUCAAAUCAUUUGAACUUUGUCAAGCUCUAAAAGCAGCUCCUCUUCCAACAUUCAGCCCUUUGGUAGAGAGGGAACUGACAGCUGAGAAGCCUGAGCCCCUCAAGGUCUGGACAGAGAUGAUUAAGCAGACAGCCCACUUUUAUCUUGGCAAAUGGCCAGAGAUAGGGGAGCAAUCUCACUACAGAAUUAUUGGUGAAAAGAUGUUUCGCCGAUUUCCUUGCAUUGGAUUUGAUGGGCCAACUCAAUGGUCUGCCUUCAACAAGAGCCUAUCUCAAAAAAUAAGGCACAUUCGCUGUGCGCUUAAGAAAAAGUCACAGCCUCAGCCUGGCAGCUCCAACGAAACACCACCUACCAAGAAGAGAUGUUUCAGGCCGCUUGACUUUGCGAAUCAACAGCCAGAGGAGGUUUCCGCAGAGGAUGUGGCGAGACAUGUUGUUGAACUGGGGAAAGAGUGUGAGAAGCAGAAGAGUGGACAGAGCCCCUCCCAUAUAAAGGCCCUGCUGAAAAGCACUAGGCAGGAUAGAGUGGAGAUGCUGGUCAAAAGUCCAGAGGGUGGCAUCUCAGCCAUCACAAAAAAGUACCCUUGUCUGACAGAUGGUCAAUAUGUGUUGUUUGAGUUUGCAUUGAUGAUGGGCAACGAAAGAGUUAGAAAAGUUGCUACAAAAGUACGGACCUUGCUGCUGGCAGUGGAGGCCCUUGGAGAAAUGACUCCCACAUCACAAAAUGAUCCUACACGCAUGCUGGCUCUAAUUGAGUUCAUCGAGGGCAAGACAAAGUUUUACCAAGGUGGAGGCCGCCACAUUAAACAGACUUCAUCCAUAGUGAAAGAUGUUGCGGAUGCUGAUAUCUCUAAGGAGUUGCAGACGAAGAAAUGUCAAGCUCCCUACAUUGUGGCCUUUGUCAGCGGCAGCACCCUGACAGGACUAUUCAUCGUUGCAGAUACUGUCUACAUAGAGCUGGAUAUUAAUGAUGGACUGUCGGGAUCCCUGGUAAAGCUUAUAGCAUGUUAUUAUAUCUUUGACCUGGACUAUCCCAGGACAUAUGCAAUGUUGCUUGCCAUCCUGCAAGAGCAUGUAAUGGGGGAACCAUACCACCAUAAAAAGUCAAAGGGUUUUAUAAUUUUCUCAAAAAUACUUCGUGACAAAAUUAAGGAAUUAGAAGAAUCCGAAAAUGAGUAAAUGUGAGACUUUGACAUUUGAGACUUGUGAGGUUUCACAUUUGGCCAAUUAUUUUUGAUAAAUCUGGACCUAUCUGGCAUUAGUCCAGAUUUAUCUGUACUAUCGUUUUAUUAUCGUUCUCUGUUUUACUUAUCUAUGACACAGUUAGACCGUUAAAUCACGUUAAUUACAUCUAAAUUACUUUGAUGUUCAUCAACUGUUGGCCACUGUGUGAAAGUUUGCUUCUUUGAAGUAAGUGGCUACAGAUAUCUUUAAUGUAUUUUAAAAUAAAUGUGUGACACUUUAUAAACAAGAAUGGCAUUGUACGUUCCCAGCUAAUUGAUGAAGACAAAGGAGUUUGUUAAUUUUUAUUGCAGCUGUUAGUUGCAACAUGCAUGAAACUGUACAGUAUCCAGGAUUUCAAUCGGCGUGGAAUUUAUUAUUUAUUAGAUCUAAGAUGUUCUAUAUCCCCUAUUUUACAGAGAUUUUGAAAUGUAUUAUUAUUAUUAUUA
This is a messenger RNA of Clarias gariepinus (North African catfish), 2206 nucleotides long. RefSeq lists its product as uncharacterized. NCBI's taxonomy places the organism in Eukaryota, Metazoa, Chordata, Actinopteri, Siluriformes, Clariidae. The coding region runs from base 141 to 1715 and encodes 524 amino acids. The record is from RefSeq and is a predicted model, not a curated record. Gene Ontology annotation, biological process: regulation of apoptotic process; apoptotic process. The transcript has 7 exons.